CCCGGGCUACGCGGCAGUCGCGCGCCAGUCGCCGCGCCGCGUGCCGCCUUCGCAUUGCAGCAUCAUGACAACCGCGCAACUUUCCGUACUUUUCCACGCGCGCUUUUUUCCCGCCCUGUUUGUUUUCGCGCGCUAGCCCUCGCCGAGACGGUGUUUUGUGAAUGGAUCUGUGAUUCGGCAGCUUGUGUCGUUUAAUUGCUGUUGGUUUAGGUGUUCAUGUUUACGAAGCCUUGUAGAAAUGGUGACAAUUAAAAAAUCAAUAAAUAAAAUCCUAGCGAUCACCUACGCAAUGUUUAAUCAGAAAUAAUGACAGUUGACGACAUAGUGCCAUAGACAGCGGAUGUCGGAUGCGAAGGCGGGACGCGUGACAGAGAAGUGACAAUGUGUUGCGUGACGUGAGCGCGUGCGCAUGGUGACAGAAGUGACAAUGUGCGAGUGUGUGACAUGAGCGUUGGUGGCGGUCAGAGAGGGAUGCUGCUGUGACGUCACGGGCGUACGAGCGGCGGAUGCGGCGAGCCAGCGUCUACAGCGUCAGCGAAGGAGUGGAGCGGUGCGCCUGCCUUAGGUAGCGAGGGCGCGGGUGCGGGUGCGGGUGCAGCCAUGGCCGGCUGAUGGACCCGGGUUAUUGGUCCCCGUCGCCGUCGGCCUCGCCGCCGCCGCCGCCCCGCGCCCCCCCGCCGCGCUGCCGCUGUCGCCUACCGCUCUCCACCAGCUACAACUGUCUGCCACACUAUGAUGGUUGGGGAGACGGUGAAGAAGAGUCGACGGGCGGUGCUUUACGCGAACGGGAACUUCGCUCACUGCACCGCACCGUGCCGGCCCUGCGUCGCAGAGAGUUGGACACCCGCGCCAUCAAGCAUCACUUCUAUCCUGAGGGAGGUUGGGGAUGGAUCGUGUGCGGCGCGGCUUUCUUAGCACACCUACUGUCCACCGGACUCCAGCUCGCAUACGGAGCUCUGCACGUCUACGCGCUUCGACAUCUGGGCCCCACCGCCGACCACGCUGUUUGGGCAGGCGCCAUCUGCGUGGGAGUGUCUCGUGCGGCGGGCGCGCUGGUGGCAAGUCGCAAGAAAUCUCCCAGACUAGCUGCGUUAGUCGGCGGGCUACUUCUCCCCCUUGCUUGCCUGUUCACGUCCUUCGCCACACAGCUACAUCAAACCAUGCUGAGCUAUGGCGUAGUCCUGGGCAUUGGUUGCGGAUUAGUCCGAGAGGCAGCAGGUUUGGUGCUCGGCGCCUACUUCAGGAGACGGAGGCAGUUCGUGGAGCUGGUCGCGCAUGCGGGGGGAGGGGUGGGGAUCGCGCUCUUUAGUGUCGCCUAUAAGGAAGCUGUCGGUAAACUCGGUUGGCGUCUUGGUCUGCAAGCGGUAACGGGCGUGCUCGUGCUAGCGUUCUUCCUGAGCGCGGUGUACCGCAGCGCCUCGCUCUACCACCCGCAGAGACGCGCCAUACUCCACCUCAAAAACCAACGUCGCAAGGUAAAAGAAAAGAAAGGCCUGAAAAGACCUCCUCUUAUCGACCUAAGCCCUCUCCGCUCUCGGCCUGCCAAAGUUUUGUUGUUAGCAGCUGGAUUAGCAGCUUUCGGGAUUUACACCCCAGUAUUUUUUUUGCAGGCUUUGCAAGGUUCCGAAGAGGGUUUAGAGGAGAGUGCGCUGGUGCUGCUCCAGACGUUCCUGGGGUUCGCCGCAGUGCUGGGUUGCGCUGGCUUCGGGCUCGUGCUCGUGCGACCUUCCGCGCAGUGCCUCGUCUCUAAACAGUACCUCUGCCAGACUGCUAUGGUCGGAAUAGGAAUUUCUAUGCUAGCCUUAAGUAGUGUUGAAGGCUACCACGGAUACGUCCUCUUCGCUUGGUUGUACGGAUUAUGUUUGGGAGGUUUUCUUUAUUCAAUCAAAAUGCUCACGAUGGAGCGCAUCCGUGGCAGGCAUUUUAGCAAAGUUUGGGGUCUCGUCCAGGGUGCAGAAGCUAUCCCUGUGAUGGUCGGAGUUCCUGUGACUGGUUACAUAAACCAGCAAGUACCAAGAGCGGGGUUCUACUUCUCGACCGCGGCGACGCUGGCCGGUGCCUUAUUGCUGUUCUUCGUUGGGUUCUCCAAGAGAGAGGCGGAGCCGCCGCCGCCGGCGCCAGCGCCUACCAUAUCUGAGACUUGUCCGUGUAUGACACCGCCUCGGUGUGAGCCGGCGUGGUGUGCGUGCAGCGCUGGAGGAGCUACGGCGUACUGCGCCUGGCCCGGCACGACUUGUAGCACGCGACUGCCCAAGUCACUGUCCUACGCAGCGCCGCUUAACACUUGCUGCCCGGCGACCACCCACCACUGCCCAGAGUGCCACCGCCGCGCGGCGCCGCUCCGGCCGUCCCGCAGCGUGCCGGAAGGUCUAGCACAACGCGGCAGCACGUGGAGUCGGGGCGGCUCCUGCAGGGCGCCUUGUCGACGUCGAGAACAUCAGCUUAUCGAACAAAUCACCACGUCUGUAUGAUACCUAAACAUCUAUAGACCAUUUGAAUUUUGUACAUUGUUUGUAUAAACGCUUAAAAGUGAUAUGAACAGUGAACGUGUAUCAUAAUUAUGUAAAUACCUAAUUCUCUUUUGUAGACGUUAUAAUUGCAGUUAAAGUGAUAGAUUACAUAUAAAAGCAAUAAAAGGGAUUGAUGUCUUUGCUCUUGAAAAUAUAAUCAGUUUAUUUCAAUAAGAUUAUUUAUAACCGAUGAUAUUCUAUUAAAUAAUAUUUUUUCUAUGCAUUUGCUCUUACAAUAUUAUGUAUACCUAUUAACUAUAUCUACUUAUUGCGAAUAACUUUUACAAAUUGAAAGUAGUCAACUAUUCAUUGUAAUUCUAAGAUUAGCCAAUUUUUUUCUUAAGUCUUUAGUACUUGUGGGACCUUUAUCAAAGUAGAUCUUACCAAUUUUCUUAUUUUCUAUAGAGUCCAAAAAAUGACCCUUAUGUCCUAUCUCGUCUGAAGUAUAUAAAUAGUAUAUAAAAGUAACUUAUAACUAUUUAUUGAAAAAAAAAUUAUUUCAUUUCACAAGAGACAAAAUAAAAUAGGUAAAAGUAAUAGAUUAUUAAACGAAAAAUUUUAUAUAUCUUCUACUCUAAAAUAAUGUCAAUUUUAGCCAUCUAUUUAUUAGUUUUAUUUCUAUUGGUUAUUGUUACUUGCAUACUUUAUUUGUUAGAUGUUAUAUACUUCCGAUGUUAAAAACAUUUAUUGUACCAAAGUGUAAUUACAGUUUUGAAAGAAAAUUAUC
Messenger RNA from Plodia interpunctella (Indianmeal moth), 3237 nucleotides. RefSeq names its product monocarboxylate transporter 4-like. The coding region runs from base 612 to 2471 and encodes 619 amino acids. The record is from RefSeq and is a predicted model, not a curated record. Gene Ontology annotation, cellular component: membrane. Gene Ontology annotation, biological process: transmembrane transport. NCBI's taxonomy places the organism in Eukaryota, Metazoa, Arthropoda, Insecta, Lepidoptera, Pyralidae. The transcript has 12 exons. Gene Ontology annotation, molecular function: monocarboxylic acid transmembrane transporter activity.